Salpingoeca rosetta is the source of this 825-nucleotide messenger RNA. RefSeq lists its product as uncharacterized. The record is from RefSeq and is a predicted model, not a curated record. The coding region runs from base 209 to 523 and encodes 104 amino acids. Gene Ontology annotation, biological process: nucleophagy; autophagosome assembly; autophagy of mitochondrion. NCBI's taxonomy places the organism in Eukaryota, Choanoflagellata, Craspedida, Salpingoecidae. The transcript has 5 exons. Gene Ontology annotation, cellular component: cytoplasm; Atg12-Atg5-Atg16 complex; phagophore assembly site membrane.
CUCUUCUUGUCUUGCUUGCUUGCUUGCUUGCUUGUUGAUUUUCGUGGCUGCUGCGGAUGAAUGUGACAACUGGCUGCUGUUGAUACAUCAUCAUCGAGUGUUGUGUCCUGCCAUCCACCCUCCACACACCAACAGCUGCACAAUAUCAUCCUCUCGUUGACUCUGGCCCACACUACCUGACAUACACAACAACGACACGCUCGACGUCAUGGCAGAUCGCCAAACGCCCGUCAUCUCCGCACCGCACACGGAAGUGCUGGUGACAUUCACGGCAGCAGCAGGAGCGCCGCAGCUGAAGGAGUCCAAGCGCAAGAUCAAAGUCAAGUCACACAAGGCCUUCCAGGCUGUUGUACAACACUUGCAAAAGCUCCUUGACAAGAAGACCUUGUUUGUGUACAUCAACCAAAUAUCACCGUCGCUCGACGCCACCAUCGGCCAGCUCGCAGCGUUCUAUGGGCACGUGACGGCGAAAGGGACGUACCGCCUUCCUCUGCAGUACUCUGUAACGCCUGCGUGGGGUUGACCCUCUUUCCUCUCUCAUGCAUCCGCUCUAUCUGCUCACCUCCAUUGCAACACCAACAACUCCCUUCUCCUCUCUUCCUCUCUGUUCUCUCCUUUCUCCCUCCACCACUGGCAUUAGUCCCCUAUAGCUGCACAUUGCGAGUUGUUUGCGUGCUUUGCCUCUUGUGUCGCCUCUUCCUCUUCCCGUCUCGUUCUCAGCGCUCCUCUGCUUCAUCGCUCGUGCUGCUGUUUGCUGCCGCUUCCGUCGUUCUCUCUCCCCUUUGUUACCCUCCCCCCCCCCUUCCAUCGAAACGAUGCCAUGCU